Molecule: messenger RNA, 7594 nt
Organism: Phyllostomus discolor (pale spear-nosed bat)
Lineage: Eukaryota; Metazoa; Chordata; Mammalia; Chiroptera; Phyllostomidae
Gene: SNAPC3
Product: small nuclear RNA activating complex polypeptide 3
Exons: 9
Coding region: 98-1336 (412 amino acids)
Biological process (GO): snRNA transcription by RNA polymerase II; snRNA transcription by RNA polymerase III
Cellular component (GO): snRNA-activating protein complex
Molecular function (GO): RNA polymerase II cis-regulatory region sequence-specific DNA binding; RNA polymerase III type 3 promoter sequence-specific DNA binding; core promoter sequence-specific DNA binding
Source: RefSeq, a predicted model, not a curated record
GCGGUUCACCGGCUGGGGCCACGUGCGACUACAAGUCCCAUCAUGCUCCGCAAGGCCUUGAUCAUCCGGCUUUUGCUGGGAAGGGAGUGGAGGGAACAUGGCUGAAGGCAGCUCGGCUGCCCCAAUGUGCAGUGGGGUGAGCAGCGGGCAGGUCCCGAUCCCUAACAGUGGCAGCUGCAACUUUCCAGAGUAUGAGGUGCCCGAACUAAACACGCGUGCUUUCCACGUGGGCACCUUCGGGGAGCAGUGGCGUGGCCGGCUGCGCGGGCAUGGGGAUUUGUCGCUGAAGGAACCACCGGCAUCCGCGCUGCCUGAGCAAGGAGGGAUCGCCGACUCCGCCUCGGAGGAUGUCGCAGUGGCCCGGGAUCUGGGCUGCAGUAUGGAAGCGGCUGCCGAACUGAGGGCAGUUUGCGGCCUUGAUAAACUGAAGUGCCUUGAGGAAGAGGAGGACCCAGAAGUCAUCCCAGAAAAUACUGACUUAGUGACUUUGGGGGUUAGAAAGAGGCUUUUGGAACAUCGAGAAGAAACAAUAACGAUAGAUCGAGUCUGCAGACAAGAAACAUUUGCAUACGAGAUGGAGUCACGUGCUGUGGGGAAAAAGCCUGAAAAUCCAGCAGACAUGAUAGAAGAAGGGGAACUUAUCCUAUCUGUGAAUAUCUUGUACCCUGUUAUAUUUCAUAAGCACAAGGAACACAAACCAUACCAGACGAUGCUGGUAUUGGGCAGUCAGAAGCUCACGGAACUAAGGGAUUCAAUUUGCUGUGUCAGUGACCUCCAGAUUGGUGGGGAAUUCAGCAAUACGCCUGACCAAGCCCCUGAGCACAUCAGCAAAGACCUAUACAAAUCAGCCUUCUUUUAUUUUGAAGGAACAUUUUACAAUGAUAAAAGGUACCCUGAGUGCAGAGAUUUGAGCAGAACUAUCAUUGAAUGGUCCGAGUCCCAUGACAGAGGUUAUGGAAAGUUUCAGACUGCAAAAAUGGAAGACUUCACCUUCAAUGACUUACAUAUUAAACUGGGUUUUCCUUAUUUAUACUGUCACCAGGGAGACUGUGAACAUGUGAUUGUCAUUACUGACAUAAGGCUUGUGCAUUGUGAUGACUGCUUGGAUAGGAAACUUUAUCCCCUUCUUAUCAAGAAGCAUUGGCUAUGGACCAGAAAAUGUUUUGUCUGUAAAAUGUACACAGCUAGAUGGGUGACGAACAAUGACAGUUUUGCACCAGAUGACCCUUGUUUCUUUUGUGAUGUUUGCUUCCGAAUGCUCCACUAUGAUUCAGAAGGCAACAAACUGGGGGAAUUCCUCGCUUAUCCUUAUGUUGAUCCUGGAACCUUUAAUUAAUAACAGAAUAUGUGCUCUUGUAGGAACAGGACCAAUCUGAAACAAGCAGCUAAAGUUACCUUCAUUCCCCCGACAAAGUUCAAAUUACAAAUUUUCUUACAAAGUAACUUGAUUGUGUUUAAAUGCUUAGAAAUAUAUUUUAGUAUUUAUUACAAAGUAUAGUUCUCAGUGCGUUUUGCCCAUUUUCAAAUCUGUUUAUCUGAGUUGUAGGAAGGCUUUAUGUAUUCUGAAUACAAACCUUUUGUGAGAUAUAUGUAUUGAUUUUCUCCUAAUCUGUGGCUUGCCUAGUUAUUGGGUUCAAUUAAUGAUACAUCAAGUGGUGGGGUACUUUGAAAAUGAGACACUACAUGAAUAAUAAAUAUGAGAUCUUGAGUAUAUACGCAUAGCUUUACAGAAGUAGCAUUUGAAUUGAAGCUUCCUUUUUAAAAAAGAUUUUAUGUAUUUAUUUUUAGAGAGAGGGGAAGGGAAAGAGAGGGAGAGAAACAUCAGUGUGAUCCUGUCUCAGGUGCCCCCCACUGGGGACCUGGCCCACAACCCAGGCAUGUGCCCUCACUGGGAAUCGAACUGGAGACCCUUUGGUUUGCAGGCUGGCACUCAAUCCACUGAGCCGCACCAGCCAGGGCUGAAGCUUCAUUUCUUGACAACUUUUUGUGAAUCACGAAUACUGAGUUUAAAAUGUAUGUCAAUUUAGUAUUUUUAUUAACUAAAUAAUCUCAUGUAAUAUGACUACUGGGACAUGGUAAUUCAAGAUUCUAUGGAUUAUUAGCUCUGACUCACUUAUUCCUGGGCAGUAAUACCCAGUAUUCUCUGUGCAAAAAGAAGAGUUUUUCUGGCUCAACACCUCAUUUUUUUUGGCCCCCUUACUAUAAUUCUCUUCUCUCAUUCUGGGCCAAAGGGCAAGUGUGAUCAAUUCCGAGGUUUAGGCCAUCAGGGAAAAUUAUAGCUACGAUAUCUACUCUGAAAUGUUUUUGGAAAUCUUUUUUUUUUUUGGUGGGAAAUUAAACUGUCCUUUAAAAUUUCAUUUUCUUCUAGGUUACAUUUAUAAAGUCAACUGAAUUCCACACUCCCUGGAUGGGUAAGAACAUUUACCAUAUAAAUCAAAAACUGAUGAAGCCUAUAAGUCUAUAUGUUUAAAAUGUUGACAUUAAAUGUUUUAUGGACUUAAAUGUGACAUGUUCAAUUAAGAACUUCUUUCUAGUAUAUCUAGCACUGUUCUCAUUCACUGAUUCAGUCAAUAUGCUAGAGAAAUCAACAUAAAUAAGUUGUCCCAACAUGGCUGGUUUACGUUAUUCCCUAAAUUUGUACUUUCAUGUUUCCAAUGAUGAUUUAAAAUUCUGUUGGAAACCAGAUUUACCCAAUUCCUCCAAGUUCCUCAGGUAAAAAUGAGUUGAUUUUUAAACUGCAUUCCUUACAGCUUUUACUUUGUAUACAAGCGUCUUUUUUUACUUUUCUUCUUUUUUGUCACUUCAUAUUCUCAAAACAAAAAUUCUGGGAAGUGAAUUAUAGAGGAAGCAUUAAUCCAUGUGUGGUGCCAGUCAGUUUAUUUUAGUGAAUGAAGAUGGUCAGUUAAUACUGAAUUCUUGUUUUAUCAUUUAUUUAGAAUAUUGUCCGGCCGGUUCUUAAGGUAAAUCUUUUCACCAGGAUUACAAGGCUCAGGUAUCUAUUAUCAUUUCCUGGUAAAAUCUAAAAAGCUAACCUAACCAGAUCACUUCCAGAAUUUGCCAGUGCAUUGUAUAUCAGAUACACAGGUGUCACCAAAAGAAACUCCCAGCUUCCAAACAGGCAUAAAAGACAUCUUGUAUCAGGGAUUUUAUAGCUGCAAAUUUCAACAUUAAACAUGACUGACUGAAGUUACAUAUUUUAUCUAAAAAAGCAAAUAUGAAAGCAGGAUGAACUCGAAUUAAUAUCCUCUGUAUUUAGAAAUGAAUUAGACUUUAAUAUAUAGUCAUUCACAGUCUAGAAAAGCAGUGCGUAUUUCCUGAAACAUCUUUUUCAGGCUUCAUUACCUUUUAAGGAUAAUUUGUUCUCCCAAUCGCAUCACAAUGUCUUUACCAAUCUCUAAAGCUGGGGAAUUAGACAGCACAAAUUUGAAUACAUUUCUGCCUAUUUAGCAGGUUCUUUUCUUAAGGUAUAAUCGUGGGCCAGUGUAACAAAGUAAGUUGCUAGUGAAACCUUCAGAGCCCUGUAAAAGCCAUUACUCUUGUAUAAGCCACAUCAUCUCGACCCAGCACCUUCAACCAGGUAAGUGUAUGGGUAUACUACGAUCAAUCUGUUGUCCUACUAUUUGAAACCACACAACAUAAUAGCAAUUAUAAGGCUUAAGGUACUCCAUUCAAGCUGUUUAUACAUAGAAAGUCUGAUUUAGAUUCCCUGAUUUGGAUGGUACUUCUGAAAUUUCUCCCAAGCGGCUGAGAAAACCAACAAUUGAUUCUGCUGAAUCAUGCAUAACUUACUCUUUUAAAAUAUUAUCCAAUGUAAAACAUUAUACAGUGGUUUAAAAAGCAGCAAUGAAAUAGGUGGUGUGUACACAUAUUUUUAAAAAUGUGGGUUUGAGGGCUGAGGCAGUGGUCUUAGCUCUCUCGUUUAAAUUAUCUCUUGAAUGACUUGUCCAGUUCUGUUUUGACCAAAUACACACUUAAAUUCAACCAAUGCUUCUGAACAUUCUUGAUGAUUACGAUUUUCAAGAUAGUUCUGAGGUUUUGUGAAUUAUUGAUGAAGAAAAAUAUCUUGAAAUGAGGGUUCAGAUAGAGGAGGCAACUUGUGUUUUAAUGCCACAUAAUCAGAAGAUUUUGUGAUUCUUGGUAAGCUGUGUAGGCCUGUUGGGUCACAGAAGGAAAGGGAGGAUGGACUAAAAUUAACAUUUCCUUUAUUUUUAUCAUUUUGAGCUUAUUAGUUUCCUAGUCUCUCCAAACAACACAAUCUCUAUGGUGAGGUUAACUCAGAAAUUACUCCCUUGGAAGCCAAGCCAGAAUUCCAACACAUUUUUAUAAAUAGCAAAGAAGUAAUUUACUAGUACAGUUUGAUUAAAAAAAAUUCUUUAAUCAAAACAAGUUUACAUGUUGACACUUAUGGCUUAACAAGAAUAUGUCCAAAUUUUAGUUGUCCUAAGGACCAAACAGAUAUAAUAGGAAGAGUUCCCUCAAAACACUGAGUCCUAGGUUCCAUUGUAAGACCUCUCAAAAUUAAAAUUCCAAUUAUUGAAAUAAUUCAACUUUCCAUCUAUUGAUGAAAACAAAAUUAUCAGAGGUCAAAACAUACAAUCUAUGCCACAUGCAAACACUUGAGUAUUAAAAGUCUUUUUCCCGUAUUCAUAGUUUCAAAACAAACAGUCUUAGCUACCAAAAACCACCAACUGACCUAAUUAUAUGAUCUUAGAAAUACUAUCUGUUACAGUUAGCCUUAACUCUUUUGUGUUAACAUGGGGUCACUCAGAUUUAUUCCAAAUAUGUGAAUAUAACAGACUAUUCAAACCAUUCCUUUACUUUGCCUGCUGCCUCAGAGAAAGCUAAUGUUUGUACUUUUUGCAAUCCUGUCACAUGUACAAUGCAGAAAUAAAAAUUCCCUUCUGAUAUAGCCAUGUUUUUAAAUAGGCUAGUUUCUUUAUAUAGUCUUUACUUUUAUUUACUUCAUAAACAUCAUGGGUUGCUUUCCAAUUAAAAAAAUACUACUUGCUAACUUUCUUAAAUGAGUGUGACUUUUUUAAAAAAUUCGGAAAUGUCCCAAAAAUAAACUUUUAUCACUUAGUUUUCAAUUUCAGCUACUAGUGCCUGUAAAGGACCUUAGAUUGGCUGGACCCGUAGGGCCAGAUUCAUUCCUAUGUACACCAGUUCUGCUCUCCACAAGAAAGUCCUGUGGCUGCUGAAUUCCCAGCCACAGAAUUAAAUUAGUUUCUGAAGUUAACAUGAGUUUUGUAUCUUGUAGAAUUGUCAGUUCAAUGUCAGUUGGGUAUCUAGUUGUCAUACAAAAUGGCAUACAGACCACACACAUUGUUACAAAGCAGCAGGAUAAUGUAGCACAAUGUAGACUGAGGUUAAUUUUAGAUAGAAGGGAAUAAUUUUAUAGAAGUAACAUUUUAUCUUUCAUAAAAAUGUAUAACUUCUACAAAAACCACAAACAGUGAAAAGACAGUCUGGUAAAUCCAAGAUUUGUAAAAACUGCACAAAACCCACAAUAUUUGGGGAAAGAGUAAAGGUUUUAUACAAGUAGCAGUUUUAAAAAUGUAACUUUACUAUCAAUUACACAUUAACAUACACACACUAAUUGAAAAUAUGCUACAACCAAUGUCUGGAAAAGCAGUUCAGCAUUUCCUAAAUGAACCUUCCCUCACAUUUACUGUAUAAUGUAGUUGUUAAUACUGCACAAAGUACACUUAACCAAUAUUUAAUUACUUUUAAACAAAGAUAAAGGGAUUUUCCCCCCAAAACAAGUUUUAAACAUCAAAACCUAUUAUAAAAAUUUAAAACUUUCAACAGUCUAAAUAUCUCAAAUGAAAACCAUUACAAACUUCGCAAAUGUUCUUUAUAUUCCAGGUAUGUCAACUUAGUUAUCUAGCGUAGAAUCCUUCAGAGAUAUUUCGGUCUCCCUCUCUUCACUGGAUGGCCUACAGAAAAGUGGGGGGGGAAAAGGUGUGACAACUGGGAUUAGGGGACAUUUUUCCUCCAGAGAAAAAAAAAGUAUUAAUAUGUGCAUUAUAUGUUUUUUAAAUCACCCAAAUAUUUAGUCAUUAUUUUUCGUUGGAAAUUUAUUUUACUGUGUUCUACCGACUUCCCCAAAUAUAUGCAGAUCAAGCACAGUAACUCAGGGCAAUAUCAUGGCCCAGGCCCUUUCCAUCAUUUCCAGCUUUAAAAUGAAUUCUCUUUAAAAGACUUUACUUUUUAGAGAGAGGGGAAAGGAGAGAAACAUCAAUUGGUUGCCUCUCUCAUGGCCCUCACCAGGGACCUGGCCCACAGAGCCCAGGCUUGUGUUCUGACUGGGAAUCAAACCAGGGACUUUUCAGUUCAUAGGAUGGUACUCAACCCACUGAGCCACACUAGGCAGGGUUAACAUUAAUUCUCUUUAAAGAACUUGAAAAUGUCAAUACCUCUGACACCAGCAUAUUACAAAUCUAAAUGAAGGGAUGAUACACACCAUGCAGGACUUCCCUGAAUUUCAGAAUUACAAGGGAUACUUCAUUCCAAGGCUUAAUAUAUUAAUAUAUAGUGGAACAAACCAAGACUUGGAUAACCAUGGCUCCAUAUCUACAACGGGUAUCAUACUACAAAAUAGCCUGAGAUUCUAGAUCUAAUUUUUAUUAUCCUGUCACAAUUCAAGAAAGUAUGGACAUGAGUGAAAUUAGUCCAAGGAAGAAUAGUUAAUUUUUAAAAACUGGAUUCAGGCCAGCUCUCUAACCUUGAACACAGGCAGAUUAGUUGUAAAUAAUUUUCUUUCAUUUUUGCCUUUUUGAUCUGCAUCUUUUUCCUGAAUUCAGGAACUGAAUGAUCAAAAUAUAAUCCCCUUAUAUUUUGAACCUUGAGACAACAACAUGAUUUAAAAAUCAAACGCACACAUUACGACCCACUGAAACACGUCCUCACUUUUUCUUGCUGCUGGCCUCAUCUUUGCUGUCUUCAUUGCUGUCUCCGUUGUGUUGAGGUUGAUUACUGUCUUGAUCAGAGCCUCCAUUUAGAGUCUUUGAACCUUUGUAAGGAUUCCAAUGGGGGGAGGGGGGACUGUUAGAGCUUCCAAUAAUACUUGUGAAGAUGUCCUCUAAAGUUCACAAUAUACAACAUGAAAUUUCUAAUACUUAAUGUAUUUUAUUUGUAAUCCUUAGGGCAGCUGACGCACAUACUUUAAGAAGCAGGGUUGCUAUAUAUAUAUUUGUGGGCACAGGAAGUAGAUCAUUAUUCUGAUUAUUCCAUUUAUUACUGUUAUCAGCAACAAAAUGACACAACUGUUUGGAGCAUUAUGAUUCAUUGUAUUUCUCAGAAAAAAUGUGAAUCACAGUAAAAUCUUAUAUAUGUCAUUAUUGGUAUUUUAGAAAAUGUAAAAAAAAGUCUUAACAUGAUUUUGUGCCCUGUUAUUAAGAAAAUGAGAGCCUCCAUGUAAAUCUUAUUAACAGAUCUCCCCAUGGACAUGAAAUAAGGGGGAGAAUGCUGGUGGGAGGGGGUAGAGAAGAAUAAAGAGGAGAAAAAUGUGACAGCUGUAACAGCAUAAUCAAUAGAAUAUAUUUUUAAAAAAUUCUCUUAAGGACACAUAUAUAACAUUCCCUAAUACAUGAGU